Molecule: messenger RNA, 737 nt
Organism: Drosophila guanche
Lineage: Eukaryota; Metazoa; Arthropoda; Insecta; Diptera; Drosophilidae
Exons: 4
Coding region: 241-600 (119 amino acids)
Source: RefSeq, a predicted model, not a curated record
UUAGUUGCAAAGCGGCUUUCUUGGGGGACGCAUCGAAGAACGUGUACGAAGACGGCUCGAAGACCUGCCACGCGUAAAGAAAAAUUGGUGCUAAGACCCGCGUUACAGCUGCUGCUGCCACAGAAACGGGUCUCCCAAUCUGUCCGUCCAUCUAUCUGCAAACUGCAGCCGAAAGCAGAAAUACUGCACAAAUCACGCAUAAAAACAAGUUCCUACUCAAGUGCCGGCCACUUAACACCCAUGAAGAUGCUCAACCGACAGCCCGACUACACCAUCUCCGAUCUGGGCCAUCCCUGGCCAUGCGAUCCACACAUGAAGGCGGACAGAAGAAAGCUCUCGAUGGCCUGUUUCGGGACGCCUCCAACAUCGCCCAGCCGCCUGCUGCCCAUGCGGGAGACACUCAACGAUUACUUCCAACGAUUAUUGAUGAGGCAAGAGGAGGAGCAGGAUGACCUUUCCCGCCAGAAGCAACACAAGAAUCAGUGGAACGAACAGCAACGCAGGCGCAAUCAAAAAUGUCGAGAUAAAGGGGAGACAGCCACAGCCACAGCCACAACCACAGCGACGACGACGACAACUUGCGAUUUGAACAAUUUCUGACGGAAGAUACGGAUGGUAUGGUGGGAGCGACUAAUUCAAAGCUGACUGAUUAAAAGUGCUACAAUAAACACACCUUUUUGCCUAGAAUUUUAAGUACAUUAAACAUUAAGUAAAGAAGAACCAGAGAGCCCGAUAAA